Pteropus alecto (black flying fox) is the source of this 1561-nucleotide messenger RNA. RefSeq names its product pyridoxamine 5'-phosphate oxidase (gene PNPO). The record is from RefSeq and is a predicted model, not a curated record. The transcript is spliced from 7 exons. Gene Ontology annotation, biological process: pyridoxine biosynthetic process; pyridoxal 5'-phosphate biosynthetic process. Bases 117 to 902 code for a protein of 261 amino acids. Gene Ontology annotation, molecular function: FMN binding; pyridoxamine phosphate oxidase activity. Lineage: Eukaryota; Metazoa; Chordata; Mammalia; Chiroptera; Pteropodidae.
GCUUGGCGACUUACAAAUUAUUCCUUCCCCCGGGUAGAAUCCCGGGUUGAGAAACUGGUUCCGAAUCCAAAGGAACCCGGUGUCGCCCGACGCCGGGUCACGUGGCUGGCGGUCCGAUGACGUGCGGUCUGCGGGGCGUCACCGUGACGUUUGGGCGACCGGCCGAGUGGCCCCUCUACCUUCGUUACCUGUGCGGCCGCGGUGCAGUCAUGGACCUGGGACCGAUGCGCAAGAGUUACCGCGGGGACCGAGAGGCGUUUGAGGAGGCUCAGCUGACCUCCCUGGAUCCCAUGAAGCAAUUUGCUACCUGGUUCGAAGAGGCUGUUCAGUGUCCUGACAUAGGAGAAGCCAACGCCAUGUGUCUGGCUACCUCCACCAGAGAUGGGAAGCCCUCUGCCCGCAUGGUGCUGCUGAAGGGCUUUGGCAAGGAUGGCUUCCGCUUCUUCACUAACUUUGACAGUCGAAAGGGAAAAGAGCUGGACUCUAAUCCCUUUGCUUCCCUUGUCUUCUACUGGGAGCCCCUAAACCGUCAGGUCCGUGUGGAGGGCCCUGUGAAGAAGCUGCCGGAGGAGGAGGCCACGUGCUACUUCCACUCCCGCCCCAAGAGCAGCCAGAUUGGGGCUGUGGUCAGUCACCAGAGUUCUGUGAUCCCCAGCCGGGAGUAUCUGAGAAAGAAAAAUGAGGAACUGGAGAAGCUCUACCAGGAACAAGAGGUGCCGAAGCCGAAAUACUGGGGUGGCUACAUCCUGUACCCACAGGUGAUAGAGUUCUGGCAAGGCCAAACCAACCGCCUGCACGACCGGAUCGUCUUUCGGCGGGGCCUCCCGACUGGAGACUCUCCUUUGGGGCCCAUGACCCACCGCGGGGAGGGAGAUUGGCUUUUUGAGAGACUUGCACCCUGACUCCCAAUCCGCCAGUGCCUGCUGGAGUUGGGGCUGGGUGCUGGGAGAGGGUGUGGAAUCGGGAGCCGGGCCCUUCUAAACUCAACCCAUAUUCCUCCCCACCCCUUAUAUUCAGGGCUCUUCAGGGUUCAUCCUCCAAGUUCUCUCUACUCAGUUGGCUCUCAAUUAGCUGUCUAGUGACGUGUACUGGUGGCAUGGGGAAUCACAAAUGGAAAAUAAUCCCAUAAUUAUGUUCUUGAUUUUGACAAUAAUGUAUUGGAAUAGCUCCCUCUAGGGGUAGCAGCUGGCGUGAUUCCCUUUUCUAGUGACAGUGUGGGUCCCUAGCAGUCCUGUCUGACCAGGCUACUGAGUCAUACUGGCCAAAGCUGAUUGGUCCCAGCACAAGUACCUGAGCCAAUAUAGCCAAUCAGUUUUUCUUGUCAAUGAUUUGAAAUGAAGAGCCCCAGAGCAAGGGAGUCAUUGUAGCUAAGUCAUUCAUUAAUGGCAGCCAAGAAGCAACAGCCUGUGGCUACUGCUCUUGCAACUCCCUGAGCGGCCCUGGACCCCUCCUUCCUACAACAAGGCUGUGCAAUGCCUCCUCCUGCCUCAAACACCUACUGUCUCUAAAAUAGCAGAAUCAAAUUCUGUUGCUUACAAAUAAAAGAACCUUAACUAAUUCA